AUGGGUAUCAAGCAACUCUACCAUGUCAUCGCCGAGGAGGCGCCUGAUGCCAUCAAGACUGGUGAGAUCAAGAACCACUUUGGUAGGAAAGUUGCAAUUGAUGCAUCCAUGAGCAUCUACAGCUUUCUGAUAGCAGUCCGUUCAGAUGGUCAACAGCUUAUGUCUGACACGGGCGAAACCACUUCUCAUCUCAUGGGCAUGUUCUACCGGACUCUGCGUAUGGUCGACAACGGCAUCAAACCACUCUAUGUCUUCGACGGCGCACCACCCAAGCUCAAAUCCGGUGAAUUGGCGAAGCGCUUUGCUCGCAAGAGCGAAGCCAGUGACCAGCAUGAGGAGGCAAAAGAGACUGGUACUGCUGAAGAGGUUGAGAAAUUCUCAAGGCGCACAGUCAGAGUUACGCGAGAACAUAACGAAGAGUGUCGGCGGCUCCUUCAGUUGAUGGGCAUUCCCUACAUUAUUGCCCCUACCGAGGCGGAGGCACAGUGUGCUGUUCUAGCGCGUGCUGGAAAGGUGUAUGCAGCCGCGUCUGAAGACAUGGACACAUUGACGUUCAACUCACCGAUCCUGCUGCGGCACCUUACAUUCAGCGAACAGCGGAAGGAACCCAUUCAGGAGAUACACCUCGAUAAGACCUUGGAGGGACUUGGGAUGGACAGGAAUCAGUUCAUCGACUUAUGCAUCCUGUUGGGCUGUGAUUAUCUGGAUCCAAUUCCCAAAGUUGGCCCCAACACUGCUUUGAAGCUGAUCCGAGAAUACGGUUCGUUGGAAAAGGUGGUUGAGUUCAUUGAGAAUGAUCCCAAGAAGAGAUAUACAAUUCCCGAAGACUGGCCAUACCAGGAGGCGAGAGAGCUGUUCCUCCACCCUGAUGUUCGAUCCGCAGAUGAUCCGGAAUGUGAUUUCAAGUGGGAAGCGCCUGAUGUCGAGGGCCUUGUUCAAUUCCUGGUUCAUGAAAAGGGUUUCAACGAGGACCGUGUCCGCAGUGCCGCUCAAAAGUUGCAGAGAAAUGUCAAAACCGCCCAACAGUCGCGACUGGAGGGAUUCUUCAAAACCCUCCCGAAGACGGAAGCAGAGAAGAAGAGCCUGAAGCGCAAGCACGACGAGAAAAUUGCCGAAGCCAAGAAGAAAAAGAAGGAAGAGGCCAAAACAAAGAAGGAAUCCAAGUCCAAGGCACAUCUGUCGACAUGA
Cladophialophora psammophila CBS 110553 is the source of this 1188-nucleotide messenger RNA. RefSeq names its product flap endonuclease 1. Gene Ontology annotation, molecular function: 5'-flap endonuclease activity; 5'-3' exonuclease activity; DNA binding. Gene Ontology annotation, cellular component: cytoplasm; nucleus. Bases 1 to 1188 code for a protein of 395 amino acids. The transcript has 5 exons. The record is from RefSeq and is a predicted model, not a curated record. Lineage: Eukaryota; Fungi; Ascomycota; Eurotiomycetes; Chaetothyriales; Herpotrichiellaceae.